ACAUCGAUAUCAACUGAUCCGUUUUCUAAAACGACACACAUGAGGCCACAAUCCACACUACAAACCGUUACUUACCACUAUACAUAGCAGUUCUUCUUUUCUCCUUCACUACUCAACACGUCAUUUUCUCCCAAUCCCCUUACAUAAUUCAUCACACCUCCAAAUAAUCAAUCAACAACAACAAAAUGUUCCGCAUAAGCAACACAUUGGUUGGUAUCCUAAACAUACUGACCUUGUUACUUUCCCUCGCCGGAAUGUGCGGUUUCGCCUACAUCCAUUUCCGCCAUACCGACUGCCUCAAAGUGCUGCAGUAUCCUCUCCUCUUUGGUUCCGUCUUCAUCUUCGUCGUCUCCGUCCUCGGAAUAAUCGGCUCGCUCUGCGGUAUCAAUGAGGCUCUCUAUGCUUACCUUCUUGCGACUUUCUUUGUUAUAUUGGGUUUCAUGUUCUUCACUGUUUUUGCAUUGUUUGUUACCAACAAGGUAGUUGGUACGGAGGUUUCUGAAAAUAAAGGGUUUCGGGUGAACAGAGUUGCGGAUUUUUCGCUUUGGUUGCAACAAUAUGUUAUUAAUGAGAAAAAUUGGGAUGAUAUUAAGAGUUGUUUGGUUGGUGUUCGUUUGUGUCAACAAAACCUCUCCGCCACGCAGUUUGGAUGUUGUAAGCCACCUGAACAAUGUGGAUUCACAUUGAAAAAUUCAACAUAUUGGGAAGUGCCAAAAACAGGAGUAACAGUGAACGACACUGAUUGCAGAACUUGGAACAAUAAAGAAGACAAUCUGUGUUACGAUUGCAAUUCAUGCAAAGGAGAAGUGCUAGCCAACAUAAGAAACCAAUGGAAACAUCUUUUUAUAUUCAAUGUUUGUGUGCUUACACUCCUCACAAUCAUUUAUGUCUUAGGUUGCUAUGCCAUUAGGAACAAUCGAAUAGAAGCGGCCAAUUUGGAGUAUCAUCCAUAUGGAAUGACCCAUGCUAUUUGAAUUGAAGAAUGAAGUUUGUUAAGCCUGUCUUAUAUGUUGAUAGUUUUGAAAAUAUCUGAUUUGGUACACAACCUUGUGGUUUUUGUAUGAAAGUACAUGUAAUUCAAUUAGUUUUUAUCUCUGUUUUUAUAGUGACCUUUAAAUGCUUGGGUCUUCUUAUCGGGGCAAACCAUAGGCGCGUAGUACGUGGAAAUUGGUGAUUUAUUCGUUCAAAAAGAAAAUUGUCUUAUAGAAAAUUGAUCCCUUAUUUGCGUGGGAGGAGGGAAUGGCACAUGAAUUGCAAUUUGCUUUGGACGGUAUAACACCAACGAUUGGAGAGUGG
Messenger RNA from Cicer arietinum (chickpea), 1296 nucleotides. Its product is annotated as tetraspanin-11-like. Lineage: Eukaryota; Viridiplantae; Streptophyta; Magnoliopsida; Fabales; Fabaceae. The record is from RefSeq and is a predicted model, not a curated record. Gene Ontology annotation, biological process: auxin-activated signaling pathway. Gene Ontology annotation, cellular component: membrane.